This is a messenger RNA of Scatophagus argus, 3198 nucleotides long. It is a transcript of the gene gzf1, whose product is annotated as GDNF-inducible zinc finger protein 1. Lineage: Eukaryota; Metazoa; Chordata; Actinopteri; Scatophagidae. The coding region runs from base 431 to 2968 and encodes 845 amino acids. Gene Ontology annotation, molecular function: protein binding. Gene Ontology annotation, cellular component: nucleus. The record is from RefSeq and is a predicted model, not a curated record. The transcript is spliced from 8 exons.
UCUAAACUAACGCUAGAAAUGCGAAAACGUCUGUUAUAUAUGCAUCUACAAAUUUAUGAUGUAAAGGAAUAUUUUUGAGAUAAGUAAGGCCAAGCCGAAAACCAUAUAAGUUGUUAGCUGGCUAUUUUAGCUUGACAAUAAUGCCAGUAAAGCCCCAAAUGCGAUGUUUAAACAUUUAGCGUUCUGCACUUAUAGGCAAUAAACCUGCUAAAAUGAUCCAAGAGCAGCUUUUGUAGUCGGAAAUUCCAACGUUUGAACAAGACCGUAAAUGCAGAACUGAUCCAAAAUCAGCCAUCUCGGCGCCGGAUGUCGUUAUGUGCAGAAGACAAGUGCCGUUUUCGGGAGCGAUUUCUACAGGAAAUACCUUCCGCUGUAGAGAGCAAUUGUGAAGGGCUGCCAUUUUACCGACCUUACGCAGUGCCAAUGAAUAAUGGGGAUCAAUGUAAUCCAGCUCACCUCUAAAUACCACCAUGAAAACCUCUUGGCCUCGCUGCAUCAGCUUAGGCUGCAGGGGCAGCUGAGUGACGUUACAGUGCAGGUAGACUACCAUGGAGAUGUGCAGGAGUUUCGGGCCCACCAGGUGAUGCUUGCAGCAUCCAGUGGCUACUUCAAGAAGAUCCUUCUCUCUCAGGAUGCUCCCCAAGACAAAUUGUUACUCUCAGAUAUGCACUAUAAUUAUUUCUCCAAGUUUUUGGAAUUUGUCUAUACUGGUAAAGUUGAAGUUGCCAGAGACAAGAUUGCUGAUGUUCUGGCAACGGCACAGUUUUUGGAUUGUGAAGAUCUGGCAGAGGUUUGUGGUCAGGCAAUGAGUGCCGGAAUCCUACAAAACCCUGCAAAGAAAAUAUGUGCCCAAGAGGCUGUUGAUAAAGUUGAAUUACAUGGUAGCAAGAAGGAAAAAGGGAUCAAAAGGAAGAAGCACCCUAAAAGCACACUUCUUAGGCUCUCUCCCCAGAGCUCUGAGGAAGAAGUCGCUUCUAAAAGAUGUAAGAUUAAAAAAACAGUGACGGAUGAAAAAAGACACGGAAAAAAGCUCAAACUUAGUGUGGCUGGGCGUAAAGUCCUUCAGAGGCGUUUAAAUACUAAAGGAGAGGACUUCAGUGAUGAAAACCAAGCCAGCAAUGAAGAGGCAGAGGAGUGUGAGGACAGGACUGAGGCUCAGCCACCGAAUCAGGUGGACAAAGGAGACAAGUUGGGAGUGCCAGUGUCUGAUGUGAAUGACUCAGUAUGUGAGGAAGAUGAGCAGAGCAAUGAUGCCGAUGACCCCUCGUUGCUAUCUCCUGUGGAGGAAGAGGAGGAGGAGGAGGAGGAGGAAGAGACAGGGGGACAGUCCAAGGAGACAAUAAAAAGAACAUCCAGGGCACAGUUUCAGUGUAAUAAGUGCCAGAGGACCUUCCACUAUGAGAGAAGCUACUUGAAACACAUCAGUACGUAUCAUGGAGUGAAAGCAGAUGUCGUCUAUCGCUGUGAGACCUGCCUGCAAACCUUCGCUAACCGCAGCAACCUGAAGAUCCAUGAAAAGCACGUCCACAGCACUGAGAGGCUUUUCUCCUGCGAGUCCUGCACAAAGACCUUCAAACGUAAGAAGGACGUUGUCCGCCAUCAAAGACAGGUACAUGAGCGCGACAAUCUGCGACAUGUCUGCCCUGAGUGCGGAAAGGCACUCAGCUCCAAAACUGCCCUGUUGUUGCAUGAGAGGACACACACCGGUGCGAAGCCAUUCGAGUGCACCGACUGUGGUGCCAAAUUUACCCAGAACUCUGCUCUCAAGAUGCACCGCAGGACUCAUACAGGAGAGAAGCCUUUUGCAUGUGAUGAAUGUGAUGCCCGGUUCACUCAGAAGCACAUGCUGGCCUAUCAUAAGCGAUCGCACACAGGGGAGAAGCCGUUCAUGUGUGAGGCUUGUGGAAAAAGCUUUGCAUCUAAAGAAUACCUGAGACACCACUCGAACAUCCACACCGGGUCCAGGCCAUACAAGUGUGAACAGUGCGGUCGAGGCUUUGCUCAGAGAAAUUCCCUCCACCAGCAUUUAAAGAUACACACAGGUGAGCGUCCGUACAGCUGUAAAGACUGUGACAAGCAGUUCACCCAGCUCAACGCCCUGCAGAGGCACCAGCGCAUUCACACAGGAGAGAAGCCCUACAUGUGUGGUCUUUGCAGACGCACUUUUACAGACAAGUCCACCCUUCGCAGGCACACUAUGAUUCAUGACUCAGAUGCUCCCUGGAAAACCUACCUUGUGGUGCUAGAAGGAAAUGUGGAGGACAAGAAACCCAAAGCCCCCCCUAAAGGAAAGACAGAAAAAGCAGGAGCAGGCGAGAAAAAGAGUGCCACUAGAAGAAGUGGUGGUAGUGGUACUGGUGGUGCUAGCACUGGUGCAGCUGGCAGUCCUGAUAAAACACACACAGACUCGAUUGUGGUGCCAGCUGAGCAAGUCACCCUCCCAUCUGAGUGGACCACUCAUGGAACUAUUGCUCUGGUAAGCCACGGGGCCGUCAGUGGGAUCACUGUCAUCCACACUGAGGUGCCACAUGGGACCCAGAUCCAGCCCAUUGUGACCACAGAUGGAACAGGGGCCAGUGUCAUUUCCUUAGAUGGAUCAGCCAUCCCUGUCCCGUUUUCUAUACCAGUGUCCAUGGCUCACCCUGUGCCCUUGUCCUCUGAAGCCUCCACCAUCUCUCUAUCUGUACCCACUCUGUCAGUUCCUGUCUCUGAUGGCACGUUGGAGUCAGUCUCAGAGAUCUCAACUGUCUCUACGUCAUCUGUCCUGGAAGCUGCUGCUUCACAAACCAUUUUGGCUCCAGUUUCAGACACUAAAGCCACUUCCGAGGAUAUUUCGCAGCCUGAUAUUCAGACUGUGGUUGUCACUGAUGAGGUUCGUAGAAAAGAAAAAACAGCUGCUGGGCAGCAGAGGACAGCAAAUGACCCAUUAGCUGAACCUAAAGGAGUCCCAGCUCAAGAUGCUGUGUAGAAAAUGCAUGUACAUAGAAAUAUUUUUCUUUGGCUAUAGGGAGUUGAAAAUCCCAUUCCACAAUGUUAUUUUAUUUUGGCAUUGGCAGAGUCUGAAUUUGUGUUUUGACCAUGUGGUGUUCCAUGAUUCUGAUCUUCAAGUCCAGUGUAUGAGCACACCUGAUAUGAUUUUCAGUGACUGUCAAAGUUAUUUGGAAUGUCAAAGUCUUCAUUAAAAAUCACAAUAACCUG